CGGCAGCCAGAUUCGGAGCCCCAGCCGCGCUGCCCAGACAACAUAUUUGAUUCCUUGACAAGACCACAAUCUGAUCCCAAAGAUGUGCUCCACAAACCCAGGCAACUGGGUCACCUUUGAUGAUGAUCCUGCUUUCCAGUCUUCUCAAAAGUCAAAGAAUUUGCCUCUGGACAAUCAAGGUGUCUGUAGACCAAAUGGACUUAAGCUGAACCUUUCUGGCCUCAAGGAAUUGCCCAGUGGAUCUUCAUCUACCAGCAGCACCCCUCUCUCCUCUCCCAUUGUAGAUUUUUACUUCAGUCCAGGACCUCCAAGUAACUCUCCUCUUUCUACACCUACCAAAGACUUCCCAGGUAUUCCUGGCAUCCCCAAAGCAGGGACUCAUGUGCUUUAUCCUAUUCCAGAAUUAUCUUCAAACAGCCCACUCACAACACCAGGAGUAGGUUCCUCCUUACCACCUACUAAACCUACCUGCUUAUCCCAUGCUUUCUUACCCAAUGACCAGUCAUGUACUAGUCAUUCAAAUGAAAUCAGCCCUCACCAGGCUGAAAGCCGAGGCUUCCAAAGUGAUGAUGCUCCCCAGUUUCAGUAUUUUCGGGAAGACUGGGCUUUUUCAAGUCCAUUUUGGAAAGAUGAAAGCAGUGCUUCCCAGUUCACCUUUGACCCCCCAGGAAGCAGAAAGAUAUUCUCAUCAAGAGACAAGGAGAUACCAAUUGAUCAAAAAAGUCUAAAUAAAUGUUCACUCAACUAUAUCUGUGAGAAGCUUGAACAUCUACAGUCAGCUGAGAACCAAGACCCACUUGGAAACCUGUCUACGCAAUGUCUGUGUGCUGAAGACACUGUCUCUUCCUUUGUCCCCCAUGCACUCUUUAGGAGUCAGCCAAAAGCUGGAUGGUCUUUCAUGCUGAGAAUUCCAGAGAAGAAGAACAUGAUGUCUUCCCGGCAAUGGGGACCAAUUUUUCUGAAAGUUUUACCUGGAGGAAUUUUGCAAAUGUAUUAUGAGCAGGGAUUAGAGAAACCAUUUAAAGAGUUACAGCUUGAUCCACAUUGCAGGCUUUCUGAACCCAAAGUUGAGAACUUUAGUGUGGCAGGAAAAAUCCAUACUGUGAAGAUUGAACAUGUGUCUUACACAGAAAAAAGGAAAUACCAUUCUAAGACAGAAGUAGUUCGUGAGCCAGACAUAGAACAGAUGCUGAAGUUAGGGUCCACGGAGUACCACGACUUCCUCGACUUUCUGACUACUGUGGAGGAGGAGCUGGUGAAGCUGCCAGCUGUUUCAAAACCAAAAAAGAACUACGAGGAGCAAGAAAUUUCCUUGGAAAUUGUGGACAACUUUUGGGGUAAAGUCACAAAAGAAGAAGGAAAAUUGGUUGAAAGUGCUGUGAUGACUCAAAUCUGUUGCCUCUGCUUCGUGAAUGGGAACAUGGAAUGUUUUUUAACCUUGAAUGACCUUGAGCUGCAGAAGCGAGAUGCAUGCUAUUUUGAAAAAGACCCAGAAAAGAAGGGGAUCGAUAUUCUCGACUACCAUUUUCACAAGUGUGUGAAAGUACAAGAAUUUGAACAAUCAAGGAUCAUCAAGUUUGUACCCCUGGAUGCCUGCCGGUUUGAGCUGAUGCGUUUUAAGACUUUGUAUCAUGGGGAUGACCUUCCAUUUUCUGUGAAGUCUGUAGUGGUUGUCCAGGGGGCAUAUGUGGAACUUCAGGCCUUCGUCAACAUGGCCCCGUUGGCUCAGAGGCCAUCCCACACUGGUUCCUUGAGGUCCUGUGAGAAUGUAAUGAUAUGCUUUCCUGUCCCAUCACAAUGGAUCAAGGCCCUCUGGACCAUGAACCUCCAGAGGCAGAAGUCCCUGAAAGCCAAAAUGAACCGCCGGGCAUGUCUGGGCAGUUUCCAUGAGCCUGAAUCUGAACCUGUCAUUCAGGUCACUGUGGGGUCAGCAAAAUAUGAGAGUGCCUACCGGGCGGUGGUAUGGAAGAUAGACCGGCUUCCAGACAAAAAUUCAAGUCCUGAUCAUCCCCAUUGUCUGUCAUACAAACUAGAACUUGGAUCAGACCAAGAAAUUCCCUCUGAUUGGUAUCCGUUUGCUACUGUUCAGUUUUCAAUGCUUGACACCUGUGCCUCAAGGACCGAGGUCAGGUCUCUGGGGGUGGAGAGUGACAUCCAGCCACAGAAACAUGUUCAGCAGCGAGCUUGCUACAACAUCCAGGUCGAAAUAGAAAAGAAGUGGAUUACCAUCGAUGGAGAAGACCCAGAUAAAGUUGGCGACUGUGUAACUCAGUAGGAGUAGCAAGAGUAAAUGAUGACCUCCCCCUUGUCAAAUAUGUAAUUCACAAAACCACACCAAGGUCUGCUACUGUAUAGCGGAAAUGACAUCUGAAUAAUGGGCUUAGGACAGGUCCGCUGACCGUGUUUAGAGAAGUUUAGACCUAAACCCAAACAAUUUGUAUUUUAUGCUUUUGAUACGUUUUUGCCCUAGGAUUUUGAUCUAAAAUGUGUCUAUAAUUUGUGUGAAGUUUUGCUUUCUAUUGAAACUCAAACUCAAAGGCACUGUUACUUGUUGUAUGACCUGGCAGCCCUUUUUGGCUAAAGGGCUUUCAAUUUUUGAUUACUCAGUGGGUAGAUUCUUUCGCACCCUGGAUUACCUAGGUGCCAUGUUUAUUGUUCCGAUCUCUUCUUGCUGUGUUAGCACCUGUAGCAGAGGGUAAGGCAAUCAAAGGACACAUUAACCAAAAUACUUCAUUUUCCCUCUUGCUCACUUCUGAAAUGUGGCUACCUGUAGAAUGAUGUUGAAACCACAAGCUAAAAUGGAGG
This is a messenger RNA of Propithecus coquereli (Coquerel's sifaka), 2805 nucleotides long. RefSeq names its product stonin 1 (gene STON1). Gene Ontology annotation, biological process: synaptic vesicle endocytosis; clathrin-dependent endocytosis; regulation of endocytosis. Gene Ontology annotation, molecular function: clathrin-cargo adaptor activity. Lineage: Eukaryota; Metazoa; Chordata; Mammalia; Primates; Indriidae. Gene Ontology annotation, cellular component: synaptic vesicle; AP-2 adaptor complex. The transcript is spliced from 4 exons. Bases 83 to 2275 code for a protein of 730 amino acids. The record is from RefSeq and is a predicted model, not a curated record.